This is a messenger RNA of Myotis myotis, 753 nucleotides long. RefSeq names its product azurocidin 1 (gene AZU1). Gene Ontology annotation, molecular function: serine-type endopeptidase activity. Gene Ontology annotation, cellular component: azurophil granule. Gene Ontology annotation, biological process: proteolysis. Lineage: Eukaryota; Metazoa; Chordata; Mammalia; Chiroptera; Vespertilionidae. The record is from RefSeq and is a predicted model, not a curated record.
AUGGACCAAGGGGGCAGGAAGGCUAAGUCACUGGCCUCCAUUCAGCAUCAGAGAUGGCACUUCUGUGGGGUGCCCUGGACCACACCCUCUGUGCUGACAGCAGCCAGCUGCUUCCAGAGCCGGAGCCCCAGAAUCGCCACCGUGGGGCUGGGGGCCUAUGACCUGAGGCAUCGAGAGAGUUCCAGGCAAACAUUCUCCAUCAGGAGCAUCCGCGAGAAUGGCUGCGGCCCUCAGGAGAACUUGAAUGGCCUGCUGCUGCUGCAGCUGGAGGGUGAGGCCAACUUCACCAGCAGUGUGGCACUGGUACUGCUGCCCUAGCAGAACGCCAUGGUGGAAGCCAACCCCAGCUUCCAGGUGGCAGGCUGGGGAAUCCAAUGGCAUGCCCUAUGCUAUAGGGGACUUAUCUCCAGUUUCCCAAGGGUCCCCAGUGCCACCAUGACCCCCUUGGACCAGUGUCACCCUAACAAUGUGUGCACUGGCAUUUUUACCUGCUGGGGUGGCAUCUGCCAGGUACAGGCCAGGUGCAACCUAGCAUGGGCUCCCCGUGGUGGGAGGAGAGGUCUUGAGAGAAUGAGUUUCCCGUGGUGGGAGGGACAAGUCCAGGACCAGGGCCUUGAUACUGAGGUGCCCCUCGUCUAUAACGGUGUAGCCUCCUCGAUGGAGCCCUGUGGCAGGGGCCCCAACUUCUUCACCGGAGUGGCACGCUUCCAAGACUGGAUACUGGCCCUAGCCGGGGCCCUGGCCAGAGCUUAG